Molecule: messenger RNA, 4350 nt
Organism: Alligator mississippiensis (American alligator)
Lineage: Eukaryota; Metazoa; Chordata; Crocodylia; Alligatoridae
Gene: C5H7orf25
Product: chromosome 5 C7orf25 homolog
Exons: 2
Coding region: 2756-4024 (422 amino acids)
Source: RefSeq, a predicted model, not a curated record
CUCAACCCCACCCCUAGAUGUACAUGCACACACCACCCCCUACAUGCCCCCCACUCCUACACACUCACACACAGGCUCCUACAUCUACCCUGCUACAUACACGCCUAAUGCGCACACACACCUGCUUGCACCUACCCCCUACACAUGCCCCCACACACCUACCCCACUGUACCCUGCUCCCCACAUGCACACCUGGUUCCCUCCAUAGCCCCUGUGGUGCUGCAGGUGUGACGUGUGCCCGUCUUUCCCUGUGUGAAGCCCUCCUGUUUGGCAGGGGCAGGCGUGGGGGAACAGCUUCAUGGUUCUGACAGCCCAGACCCAAUCUGGUCUUUGUUGCAGGAAAUACCCAUCCCAGACCAGCACUCCUAUUCCCACUGAUGCCUGUAACAGCAGCAAGACUGUCCUAUUGACUUGUUCCCUGAGGGGCCUGCCACACAUUCAAAUUAAAGCUGGAUAGAAACCAGCUAUAGAGUUGCCACACAUUUUCAAGCACUAACUUUCUAGCUGGUUGACUCUUUUUAUAGCUGGAUAGUCCUUUUUGUGGUGUGACAGUUACUUUGCAUGUGUGGCCAGUUUAAAUUUAUUGCACAGUUAACUGCAUAAAAUAUGUAACAUGUAGCAGGAGCCUUGUAUGCAGCCUGAGGUGUUGUGUGAAAGUGGCUUUAAGAGCUGAUGGCCUUAGUGUCUGGUCUGAAUAGUGUGGACCUACCUUGUCCAGCUGUGAUAGACAGCUCUCCUUCAAGAGCAAGUUACCAGUGUCCCACUAACUACUGGGAUGGUUUAGUCAGGGAUGAUCCUGCCCUGAGCAGGGGGCUGGCCUAGAUGAUCCAGCCCUGCUUUCCCCACGAUCCCUCAAAGCUAGUGUGUGGGUACAGAGCUGGCUGUUUCUGCCAGGUGAUCUGUUGGUUAGACCUUCCCCCUGGAAAAGGAUGAAAUGGAUUGCUGAAUGCACUUAACUCUUUUCCCCUUUAUUAUGAUUUAGGUGAUUGUUUCAGUCAGUUCAAUUAACUUGGUGCAGAACAGAGUGCCCACCAAUCUGUUUUACAUCCGGAUAAUGUAAGAGACUGAGUGUCAGUCUCUUGAGAGGAUUACUGUUAGAAGCAGUGUUGAGAGGUGCUGGGCUUGGGGAUGUUUGCAUUUGCUAAAAAGCAUUGAAAAAUUGUGGUUUUUUUAGUAAGGUUGGAGAAAGGCUUUUCAAAUGUGGCUGGGAAAGGCAUCAGGCAUGGAGGACUGCCAGCAAGUAUGAAGAAAGUAAGGUGCAACAGUGCUAAAAGGACAUGAAAGGAGUAGUGUGACAGACAUCUUUUCCUAAACAGUGAAGGAACAAAGAGGGGGAAUGUGAAGAAAAUGCUAGUUGUGGAGAGUGCUGGGUAGGAUAUAAGGAGCUUACAUUUGAUUUGCUGGCCAGCAGAGACCCAGUACAUGUCUCGAGAACAUAUGAAUAUGAUCUAAAAAACUUGGUGGAAGAGUGGUGGAUUUCUUCAAUGUGGUAGUGUAGCAGAAAAAUUGUGUGUGGUCUGUUUUAAACAUAGUAAAGAGCCUGAAGAGAUUUAGUUGACUUUGAUGGUGGAACAGGUACAGCUUAAUGUGGUAAAGUGAAAUGGAAGAUUUUGGGUAGAGAUUGCAACUAUUAGUAAAUCCUAGUGGUUCAAGUCUUGUCUCGCAUGCGUCAUAGGAAGGAUCAAAGGUUUAACAAAUCUGGGAUCAAAACUGGUACUAGCUCAGGGUUAUCCAAUUGGUGGCUUGUGAGGGGUUAACAUGCAGCCCCAGGACUCUCAUCUGGUGGCCACUGCCCUUAUUACUUUGGCUGCAGCAGCAGGUGGGGUCUUUGGGCUCCCCUUCCCUCCCCUUGCUUCAGCUGUAUGCCUCCAUCCAAGGAGACAGGGCUUCAUGCUGUGGCGCAGGCUGCCAUGCCAGGUAGCCCAGGAUGCUCGUGUGGCAUGGUGCCAAGUUGAGGUGGGCUGCUGUGCCAUGUUGGGGAGUGCCUUCCAUGUACUGUACAUGCAUGGGUCGUGCUGGCUGAGGGGUAUCAGUAGCUGGGACCGAGCACCUCUGCUAGUGCUACUUCUAUAGUAUGUGGUCUGUGGGGGAUGUGGCCCUCAGCUGCUUUGAAGUUGGACAGUCCUGCACUAGGACAUUCUUUUAAAACAGAGUUGCUGGACAUUUUGGCCCCGUGGACCAGAUGAAUGGGGUAGGCUGGUCUGUGGACUGGAUGGAGCGCUGUGUAUUGGGAUUGAGCCUUGGGGCCUGACACAGCCCCGCUCCUGCCCCUGCGCACCUAUAUGCUUGGAUUGGGUCUCGGUGGUCUGAGAUCUUUGUCACCAAUACCAGCUCUUUUGACCUUGUAUGCACUAACUUAGUUAAAAAUCAUAGCAGCAGGUGUAUAUGUGUGUAUACUAUAUGUUGCUCCUGUAGGUAAAAUUGGGAUAGCAUUGGGCACUUCUCUUUCCUUAGUCUACCCACAUUGACUAACCAGUCCACUUCACACUGUUGCGAAGUAGGCAGUUUGAGAGAAUAUUAGCUGGGAAAUGACUUUCCUGAUGUCAUGUGGUGACUCUAGUAGUGACUCUUCAGCAGGCUCAGGUUAGAGUGCAGGAGUUCCUGGAUCCCCUUGGCUUGUUCUCAGGCCACCCAGAUUUUGUGCAGCUUCCUAGGGUUUGGAACUUCCUGGGAUAAAAGGUCAGUCAUGCAACAGUCUUCAGGCUCAUGCAUUUAACCAGCAGGAAACAGUUCUACAAGGAAUAAUGUUACCAACAUGUCUGUGCAUUCGCUGCUUUGUGACAGAAUCGCUGUUGCUAAGGAAUUAAUAAAAAGAGCAGAAGCCCUUUCCAGGUCAUACAAAGGAGGUAUAGAAGGUGGAGCAAAGCUCUGCAGCAAACUGAAGGCUGAAUUAAAAUUCUUGCUCAAGGUGGAAGGAGGAAAGGUGGCCAUUAAGGAAUCCCAUCUACAGAGCACAAAUCUCACGCACCUCCAAGCCAUUAUUGAGUCAGCAGAGAACCUGGAAGAUGUUGUCAGCAUUCUCCAUGUCUUUGCCUAUGAAGACAAGUUUGGUGAAAAGCAGAUGCUGGUGGUAGAUGUUGUUGCAAAUGGCGGUCACACCUGGGUGAAAGCAAUUGGUCGAAAAGCUGAAGCUCUGCACAACAUUUGGCUGGGCAGGGGCCAGUAUGGCGACAAAAGCAUUAUUGAACAGGCAGAGGAUUUCCUGCAAGCCAGCCACCAGCAACCAGUUCAGUACAGCAACCCGCAUAUUAUCUUUGCUUUUUACAACAGUGUGUCCAGUCCUAUGGCAGAGAGGCUCAAAGAAAUGGGUAUAUCUGUGCGGGGAGACAUAGUUGCUGUUAAUUCUUUGGUAGAAACCUCAAAUGAAAACAGACACUUAAGUGCCAGUGAAUCUGAUGAAGAAAGCCCUGAGCUGCUGCAGGUGACCAGUGUAGAUCGAGAGAACUUAGUAGCCAGCGUUGCUUUUCCUACAGCGAUCAAAGUAGAUGUGUGCAAUAGGGUUAAUUUGGACAUCACCACUUUAAUUACCUAUGUAUCUGCGCUUAGCUAUGGUGGCUGCUAUUUCAUCUUUAGAGAGAAGGUGUUAACAGAGCAGGCAGCACAGGAAAGGAAAGAGAGAGUCCUGCCUCAGCUGGAGGAUUUCAUGAAAGGAAAGGAGCUGUUUGCUUGUGAAUCUGCAGUCAAAGAUUUUCAAUCCAUCUUGGAAACUUUAGGUGGACCAGGGGAGAAAGAACGAGCCAUGUUGCUAAUUAGGAGAGUUAACGUGGUGCCAGACCAGCCAUCUGAUCGUGCCUUAAGACUAGUGGCUAGUUCUAAAAUCAAUAGCCGCUCACUAACCAUCUUUGGGACAGGAGACACUUUAAAAGCCAUCACAGUGACCGCAAACAUCGGUUUUGUUAGGGCAGCAGCUAAUCAAGGAGUCAAGUUUAGUGUAUUUAUCCAUCAGCCAAGAGCACUGACAGAAAGCAAGGAGUCUGUUGCCACACCUUUACCAAAGAAUUGUACAGCAGGUUGUGGGCUUUGAUGAAGCCACCUAAUUAAUUAUGGUCUUUAAGAUAAAUGAUUUAUGCUGGUGGGUGUGUUUUCUGUUACAAUAGCUGAUUAAACCUGCUGCAGGAAGAAGCUAUGAAGUAGAACUGUUAAAACAAUACACUUUUUUUUCAUGUGCAUCAGUCAGAACAUUAACUGUAAUUGCUCGAGAAAUACAGUUCCUUAAAGGACUUGUAUCCUCUAUAAAUGUAAUUUUUGUUUUCAAUUCAAUAGGUCUAAUUUAUUCACUAGGAUAAUGGCAUUUCAAUGAAGAAUGUUAACUGUGUCCUACCUUAUUAAAAUAUUCAGUUUAAAGCAUUA